Molecule: messenger RNA, 4347 nt
Organism: Branchiostoma belcheri (Belcher's lancelet)
Lineage: Eukaryota; Metazoa; Chordata; Leptocardii; Amphioxiformes; Branchiostomatidae
Product: estrogen-related receptor gamma-like
Exons: 10
Coding region: 505-2037 (510 amino acids)
Biological process (GO): regulation of DNA-templated transcription
Cellular component (GO): nucleus
Molecular function (GO): DNA-binding transcription factor activity; sequence-specific DNA binding; zinc ion binding
Source: RefSeq, a predicted model, not a curated record
CUUGGUUUACGAAUGGGCAUUGGAUUUCCAGCUUACUUUGUCUUGGGUAUUGUCACAGAUGAGAGGAACGCUGCGAUAAUGACUUGGACACCGACAAAACAAAAUUACAGAUACGUUGGGUGAAGUGUCGGUAGUAGUGCAGUCAAACUUCGAGUGCGUGAGUACAUGGCGUUCGCCGAUGGAUAAUACACAUUUUUGCAACCGAGAUACGGCUCCCUGGAAAGCUCUCCCCAGCUGAGGCCGCCUCUGCAUCGGAAGUCCCUCUUGUUUCUCGGGAGGCCUCGGUCGGCGCUCGCAUCAGCUGCAUAGUUCCUUCACUGAUUGUGUCUUUACACGCGAUUCUUCCCGAGACACAGGGCAGCAUACUACACACCGAUACCUGGGGGACGGCUUUGCUGCUGCUGCUAGUACCAACCCGGGAAGGAGGGGCACCAUUACAUCACGGAUGCUUUUAGUAUUCAUUUGUGAUCUUGUGACUGGGCUUUAGUUCAACUGGAGCGUGUGAUGCGUACAGCAAGACUUCAGUGGACGAUGACAAGUCAGCAGGACCUGUACAUCGACUCCACUGCCGUGAAGAAGGAGCCUCUCAGCCCUGCCCACAACGGGAUGCUCACCAGCGACAUCGUCAGUGCCACGACCGAGGCACACCACAACUACGCUCGCACUGUUAUACCAAAUGGAACUGACUACCACCAUCAGGAGAAUGGACACCACAUGCAGAAUGGUCACAACUCUUCAGAUGAAGAGAAUAGGUAUGACUCGAACUCCUCCAGUGAGAUACUUACAAAUGGUACGACAGAAGACCGAAUGAUGAAGUGCGAGUAUAUGCUGCACUCGUUACCCAAGCGACUAUGUCUCGUCUGCGGUGAUGUUGCGUCUGGGUUUCACUAUGGAGUGGCAUCUUGUGAAGCCUGCAAAGCUUUCUUCAAGAGGACAAUACAAGGCAACAUCGAGUACAGCUGUCCUGCCACAAACGAGUGCGAGAUUACCAAGCGGCGCCGCAAAUCCUGUCAAGCCUGCCGCUUCACCAAAUGUCUCAAAGUUGGCAUGCUCAAAGAAGCACUGAGGAUCAAACCCCGACCACAGCCUGAGGGAGUACGACUGGACAGAGUCCGAGGAGGUCGCCAGAAAUACAAACGCAAAAUCGACGCCGACCCGUCGUCAUAUGUCCAACAAGCUCCAGCACUUAAAAAGCCCUCCAAUGGACCAGGCCGCACGCGACAUGUCCACAAUUCUGUCCCCAAGAAGUUUGUGCUAGCGGGCGGUGCUACCAAAACAAAACGACAGGUCGUCACUUGUCCAACCAACUCACACAAGCAGCAUGGCAGAAAAGUGAACAAGAUUGUUGCCCACCUGAUGGUGGCUGAGCCUGAGAAGCUGUACGCCAUGCCCGACCCCACUACACCAGACAGUGAGCUGAAGACUCUGACCACGUUAUGUGACCUGGCAGACCGGGAACUAGUGGUCAUCAUUGGAUGGGCAAAGCACAUACCAGGCUUCUCCAACCUGUCAUUAAGUGACCAAAUGAGCCUGCUGCAGAGCGGCUGGAUGGAGAUCCUCAUCCUGGGGCUGGCCUUCCGCUCCCUGCACUACGACUCCCGCCUGGUGUUUGCAGAGGACUACAUCAUUGACGAGGAGCAGUCCCGGGCUGCAGGCCUGGAGGAGCUCAGCAGGCACAUCCUGCGGCUGGUGGGGAGGCUGAAGGCCCUGGGAGUGGAGAAGGAGGAGUUUGUGGUGCUGAAGGCCAUGGCACUCCUCAACUCAGAUUCUGUGUAUGUUGAAGACCAUGAGGCAGUACAGAAGUUACAGGAUGUCCUCCAUGAUGCUCUCCAGGACCACGACCUUAACGCCCAUCCUUCUGACUCCCGCCGCAUCGGUAAGAUCCUCAUGAUGCUGCCGCUACUCAGGGAAGUCGCCACCAAAGCCGUGCAACACUUCUACACCAUCAAGAUGGAAGGCCAGGUCCCCAUGCACAAGCUGUUCCUAGAGAUGCUUGAUGCCAAGAUAUCAGAAGUUGUGUGUAAAAAGAUGUACUAGUUACUGCAUAGGGAACCAUCCUUGAACUUUGACCAGGCAGCAUAAGGAUUAAUUUUUAUCUUUGAGUAGUGAAUAGGUUUUAUCCUGGCUUGGCAAAUUUCUUCUGUGUCCUGACCAAUGCAACUCACACAAGAUGUAACUGUUGGUUUUCAAUUGAAGCUGAAAACAGAGAGACGCUCUAGUCUUGGUGUACAUCUUUGUCCCCCCCCCCCCAAACAAUAUGGCAUGAGAUGAGCAUGAGUGGGAAAAGGUUGAAGAUGGGUCACACUAGUUAACCCCAAUGGAAGCACUGCCAGGUUCUGCCUGGAUUCUGGAUGGAGGUACAUUUGGGUAAAGCUUGUCUCCCAAACCUUCUACAGUUUCUGGGCUCAACCAUCUUGCAGUAGCCAUUCUUGCAGAGUUUGAGAUGUUUAUAUUGUGUUUCUGCAAGAGUGAAGCCGGAACUAUGCAGGAAUAGACAUUUUACUUCAGCUGAAACAAAUCAUUUUAGAAGGACAUAUUGUGUUUACCCUUUUUCAUAAGUGUUUAUAAUUUGUAAAGAUCUGCUGAUUGAAUGACAUUGUUAUUUAUACUUGGAUUGCUUGUGUUGUACAUGGUGCUCGUAGAGAAUGUAAUUAUUUCCUUGAUAUCUGGGUAUGGAGAGUUUUAAGAGUGAUUUAAUGUACAGAAUUCCCUAAAUCAGUAGAAUAUGAUUUUUAAUGUGUUGAAGAUGAAUAUUGGCUUUCUUUGCAGUUUAUACAUUUGGUACUACUCUGCACGAUUAUGAUUUUCUUCAUUAUUGCUGAUCUAUGAUGCUGUAUUGAACUGAAGCUUGUACAUAGCCAGUUGUGUCACAAAGCAAGAUUUUGAUAUUGUUUACUGUAUGUGAAGUAGUGGGUUUGUGCCAAUGUUAUAUGCUGAAAGAUGAUGUAUACUUUGUUAUUAUAUUAUUUAUAAAGAACAGAUUUAUAUUUGUUGUUGUUGUUGUUGUUGUUGAACUCCACAUGUUGGUACUGUAGCUAUGCAUAGUGUUGUGGCAAUGGUUGUUACAUACCAGGUCACAACAUUCAUUACACAAUGAAUGUUUUCCCAACAAAGACAUUUUUCCUCUGAUCAGAAAGAAUGUUUUUAUGACAAACUAAGUCAUGACGUCAGGAAUUGUCCUCGGUUGUACUCUCACUGCAAAUGUCUUCUGAAUCAUGUUGCAAGGCUUUGUGACUUAGUCCCAUUGGGAAACCUCAGACAGAUCUAAAGAAGAACACAGUCAACCUUCCUGAAGCUAUCUUCAUAUGAUGAUACAUCAGUCCUCCUUGUUUAUAGGUGGUAGCUCAGAUGUACAGCAAAUACAUCCAGUCAGUAUCCCAAGUGAAACUAUAUGAACAGAACUAGAAAACCCUCUUAUAAUCAACUGAAACUGUGAAAUCUCUAAAUUUACAUAGUUCCCUUCAGAUGAGAGUUCCUUCAGAUCAGAUGAAACAAAUGCAGUGUUCUAAUGUUGAAUUGUUUGUAUUCAAGUAUCUUUUAGAGAAAGAGAGACUUGCUCCCAUGACAAACCUGUCCAUGUUUUGUGGGCAGCCCAGUUUUGUAGUAGAACCACUGAUUAGUGGUAGAUCAUGUUGGAUAUCACCCUGUAGUAGGUACAACUUCUGUGAUGGUAGCUGUUCUAGAUGUGUGUUGGACCUGUGGUUCUUACUUGUUACAUAUCAUAUUCCCAGUAUUACAUAGGAAGAAGCCAUUGUAUACCUUUACCUAUAUCCUUGGACAUGUGUAAACUUAGUUGACAUACUAUUACCAUUGGUAAACACCAAGCCAAACCAAUGUUCAGAAUAUGGCUAUGUUACAGAUGUAGCACCCAAGUUCUUCGGGUGGUUGUGUCCAAAACGGAAAAAUGUCUGUCCAAUUUUGUCCAGUUUUGUGAAGCAGCAAUCCUGCCAGAGGACUUCUCGGGUGCCCCACAGGCAAAGGGUAUUGUUACUGGGAGAACAUUUAAUCAAGGUAGAGGAGAGUUUAUUUUGAGAAUGUGAUGGGAGAAAUUUGAUUGGGAACACAUGGGGCCCCUCAGCUCCCAUUCUGCUAGGAAUGCUGCUGUAAAGAGUAUCUGAUUCAGUAGACGUCAGUCCCACUGUUCCAAUGUGUAGAGUUCUGUUGGCUGUCUAUUUCUGUAUUAGACACAGGUUGAUGGUUGUGGAGAUCUUCACUGUUAGGUGGAAAACAGCCCUUGUGUUCACCAGCACUUGGAUUGAUUUUUCAUUUCUAUUGCAGAAGGUCCUUUAUGCUGUGUACAUAGGCGCAGCACUAGAUGUUUUAUCAAUAAAGGUGUCUAUGGAUUUA